ACAUUUUGUGCACGACGAGUGCGUGAUUGGAAGGGAAACAAUUGCCCAACAACAUGAUGCUCGCAGAGGUACUCCAGGUGUUGAGGGGUGCAGGGAAGGUAGGAUCUGCCUUUGUCUCCACUCAAGGGGAGCAGUUCAGAAUAAUGGCCUGUAACUCCACGUUUGGUGCAGGAAUCAAAGCUGCCCAGGAGGUGGUUGAAGGUGUGGUUGGCACAGUGAUGAGCAGUGGAGGGCCUACACCCAAAUCUGAAGAGUUCCCUGACAGUGAAGGGUGGGAAGAGAUGACCCAAGAGGAGGCAGCCAAGUGGGCGGUGGGCUCUGAGCUUCCACCUGACAUUGACAGCCAGGAUAAUCAGGCUAUGCCUAAAAUGUCCAGGGAAACACCAGUUGGCUCUGCAGCUGGUAAUAAUGGAGCAUCCGGCUGGCCUGGCCAGAGCACUCGUUUUUUGCACAUUGCACUGCCUGUGCGCCACAUGCGGUUUGUCCACGACUCUGCGGUUGCCAGAUUGACUCCGGAGGAUAUAAAAAAAGCCAGGGAAGCCAAACAGUCUCUUACCAGACCCGUCAAGCAGAAGCUCAGCGAGAGGGCCAGAGAACGGAAGGUUCCUGCCACAAGAAUAAGCCGACUAGUUAAUUUUGGGGGCUUGGCAGUGGGGCUUGGCAUUGGAGCCAUAGCAGAGGUGGCAAAGCAGUCUAUUGGAGGCAAACGCUCAGAAAUGGGUGCAUACCUAGACUCUCCACUCCUGUCUGAGGCAAACGCUGAGAGGAUUGUAAACACUUUGUGCAAAGUGCGAGGGGCAGCCCUCAAGCUGGGCCAGAUGCUGAGCAUACAGGAUAACAGUUUCAUCAACCCACAGCUGCAAAAAAUAUUUGAGAGGGUUCGACAGAGUGCAGAUUUCAUGCCAGCCUGGCAAAUGAAUAAAGUGCUUGAGGAGGAGCUGGGUCCAGGCUGGAGGGAGAAGCUUUCAUCAUUUGAAGACAAACCAUUUGCUGCUGCCUCCAUUGGUCAAGUGCACCAUGGGGUCCUGCUGGACGGGAGGGAAGUAGCAAUGAAGAUUCAGUACCCUGGAGUGGCUGAAAGCAUUCACAGCGACAUUAACAACCUUAUGUCUGUGCUGAAGAUGAGUGUGACGCUUCCUGAAGGCUUAUUUGCAGACAGUAGUCUGGAUGUGCUUCAGAGAGAACUGGCGUGGGAAUGUGACUACAAGAGAGAAGCAGAGUGUGCAAAACGCUUCAGGACUUUGCUUGAGGGUGACCCAAACUUUGUGGUGCCAGAGGUUUUCGAUGAGCUGACAGGCAAGCGCGUUCUUACCAUGGAGCUGGUGAACGGAGUGCCAUUAGACAGCUGUGUGGAUCUGGACCAGGAGACGCGGAACAAAAUAUGUUUCAACAUCCUGCAGUUGUGCCUGCGAGAACUUUUUGAGUUCCGCUUCAUGCAGACAGACCCCAACUGGGCCAAUUUCUUCUACAAUGCUGAGCAGGACAAGGUAAUGCUGUUGGAUUUUGGUGCCUGCAGAGAAUAUCCAGAAUCGUUUACAGAUGACUACAUAGAGGUGGUGUACGCCGCUUCUGUUGGGGACAGGGCAACAGUUCUGCAGAAGUCGAAGGACCUCAAGUUCCUCACCGGCUUUGAAACCAAGGCAUUCCAGGAUGCACAUGUGGAGGCCGUGAUGAUUCUGGGCGAGGCGUUUGCGUCCUCCGAGGCGUUUGAUUUCGGCACCCAGAGCACCACCCAGCGUAUCCAUAGCCUGAUCCCCGUCAUGCUGCGACAUCGCCUCACCCCGCCACCGGAGGAGACCUACUCCCUCCACCGCAAGAUGGCCGGUUCAUUCCUCAUCUGCUCCAAACUGAAGGCUAGCAUCCCCUGUCGGGACAUGUUCCUCGACAUCUACAAGGACUACAACCGCAGACGUCAGGAGAGGGCUGUUCAAGCUUAGAGCCACGACAGUGAUGUAAAAGAGUGUAGAACUGUACUGUAUUAGAUACAACUGACAUAAAACACCCCAAUGCUGAACCCCAAAGUCAGGACUCAUGGGUACAUGUAUGACUGGAUGCAGAUUCCCAGAAACAGAGAUGAUAUGUGCUUCAGCACUAAAGGAAUGAGAGAGAAACGUUUUGCUUCAUGUAUAGUGUAACAUAUAUACGAUGUGUUUAGUAUAUAACGUAUGUCAUGAAGUGUGAUAAAGUUAGUAAAUGGUUUAGCUUUUGUGCAUCUUGUUCAGUUAUCUGAGAGAUAUCUGUGUAUGUGGGGGAAUUGGGGAAUGUAUGUAAUGUUAUUGAAAUUGUUUCCUGAUUGCACAGGCAUCAUUCACGGGUUGGUUUGACCUGUCAUGUAUAAUUUGAGAAAUUCAUUUUUUUUAUUUAUUCAUAUACUGCUUCAUUUUUUUUUCAGUGAAGUAAAAUCCAGGUGAGAGUGUAUCUUAGCUCUGACAUAAAGAUGGCCUCUCGUGUAACACGAACAAAUAAACACUUUAAAAAUAUCAUCAGGGUCCAGUGAAAACACUCUGUACAUUUUGUUUUUGCAUCCCUCCUUCCCUGAACAGACACUAUUAUAACAGUACUGUGUGGAAUCAUGUGUUUUUUAAUGAAUAUUUUGCAUUGAACUUGAGGCCUCUAAACGUCCAGGAUUCUAUUGCUUGGUGGUACAGAGGUUCAUGUCAUUUACUGUGCUGCCUGUUCGAAGUUUCUUAACAUGUGACUUAAAGUAAUUUUUCAUUUGACGUACUGUGCUGGUCUCUUAUUUGAAUUGUGUGAGGCCAUCGCUAACAACCGAGAGAAAAAUGUGGGGGAUGUUUUGAUAAUAACAGUUUGUUUAUUGUGCAAUUGACAUCACCUGUGUAAACCAAAAA
Chanos chanos (milkfish) is the source of this 2849-nucleotide messenger RNA. It is a transcript of the gene coq8b, whose product is annotated as coenzyme Q8B. Lineage: Eukaryota; Metazoa; Chordata; Actinopteri; Gonorynchiformes; Chanidae. The record is from RefSeq and is a predicted model, not a curated record. Gene Ontology annotation, biological process: ubiquinone biosynthetic process. The transcript has 15 exons. Bases 54 to 1937 code for a protein of 627 amino acids.